Messenger RNA from Cinclus cinclus, 729 nucleotides. It is a transcript of the gene TPK1, whose product is annotated as thiamin pyrophosphokinase 1. Gene Ontology annotation, molecular function: thiamine diphosphokinase activity; ATP binding; thiamine binding. The record is from RefSeq and is a predicted model, not a curated record. The transcript is spliced from 8 exons. The coding region runs from base 1 to 729 and encodes 242 amino acids. NCBI's taxonomy places the organism in Eukaryota, Metazoa, Chordata, Aves, Passeriformes, Cinclidae. Gene Ontology annotation, biological process: thiamine diphosphate biosynthetic process; thiamine metabolic process.
AUGUCAGCAAAGAUGGAAGCAGAAGACUUGAGGGAAAGGAACCUGAAGUUUUGCCUUCUGAUUCUGAACCAGCCUUUCAACAAUGGUCAUUUUCAUUGUCUGUGGAGCAGAGCUUCCCUGAGAGCUUGUGCUGAUGGAGGUGCCAAUCGUCUCUACCACAUGACAGAAGGGAGCCAGGAAAGCUUCUUGCCUGAUUACAUCAGUGGUGAUUUUGAUUCUAUUCAGCCUGAAGUCAAGGAGUACUACAAGGUCAAGGGAAGUGAGUUAAUUGAGACCAUGGAUCAGGACCUCACGGAUUUCACCAAGUGCCUUCAAAUACUCCAGAAAAAGAUAGAGAAGAAAGGCCUCCAGGUCGAUGUGAUUGUGGCUUUGGGUGGACUUGGAGGACGCUUUGACCAAACAAUGGCAUCGGUCGAAACACUUUUUCACGCAACAAAUAUCACUCCUUCUCCAGUGAUAGUUAUCCAGGAGUGCUCACUGAUUUACCUGCUUCAACCUGGCAAGCACAAGCUGCAUGUGGACACGGGAAUGGAGGGCUCCUGGUGUGGCCUCAUUCCCAUCGGGAACCCCUGCGAGAGUGUGACCACGACAGGCCUUAAGUGGAACCUCACUAACCAGGUGCUGAAGUUUGGAACACUUGUCAGUACUUCCAACACCUAUGACAACUCCGGGAUUGUGACCAUCGAGACAGACAAACCUUUGCUGUGGACAAUGGCUAUCAAGAGAUAA